UUCAAGCUAGUGGGAUUUAAGGCUUGAAAUUAUUCCCUACAGCUAAUUGACGAUUUUUUUCUGUAUUUUUUUUCAGUUGUUUUACUUUGAUCGCAAUCAAAAGAAAAGCAUCAUGCCACCAAGAACUCCUAUCAUAUCUGUAUGGACAAAGGAUAUGGAGGUCGAAAGGAUGAAGUUGGAGAGCCAUUGAGUUGGAUUGGGUAAUAUUUUGCCUAGAGCUGAAAUCAAAAGGAAAACAACACAAGAAGAAUCUACUAAUAUAACAACGGCCAAGAAGGAAUUUAUGGAAGAGUUUAUUAAUGUGGUCAGAACUAUGGGUGGGAAUUGUGAAAAACUGUGUGAAAUGAUAAAUCAUGCUGAAGAGCUUUUCCCAAAUAAUCUUCUUUACAAAACAGUGGGAGAUUACAUGCAAAAGAAAUUUAAGGAUCCUUCAAAUCCUUCAGUUUUGAGUCAAGAUGAAGAAUUAUUUGGUACAGAUUCUUUCUUGAAUGCUUUAGAUAAGGUUGAAAAGGAGUAUUUGGAGAAGGUACAAGCUGAAAAGAAAGCAAGAGAAAAAGAAGAGGCAAAGGGGAAGAAGAAAGUAAGAGAGUCAUUGGAUCCACAAACUGCUUGGAAUUUAGGGAUCGACAAAGAACAAACUCCUAGUCCAAUGGUUCAUCCAACGGAGACUCAGAUUGGACAAAACAUUGAUUUGAACCUCGGGCUAGGUAUGGGAGGGUCAAUUAGUGCAGGUGUGGAGCAGGAGCAACCGGUGAUUGAAGCAUCGAAAUUUGAUCAUAUGUUCAAAACUCAAGACCCUACAUUUGAGGACAUUUUGAACAAACCAUUGAAUUCAGAAUUUCAAUAUGCAGGGUAAUGUGACUCCUAAAUAUGAUAUAUAUUUUGUAAUAACUAGCUAAGAUAGUCUAUGUAAUGUAAAGAGAAAACUAAUGUUAAUUUUUUGGAUGAACAAACUAGAAAAAGUAAUGUAAAU
This is a messenger RNA of Chenopodium quinoa (quinoa), 973 nucleotides long. RefSeq lists its product as uncharacterized. Lineage: Eukaryota; Viridiplantae; Streptophyta; Magnoliopsida; Caryophyllales; Amaranthaceae. Bases 284 to 856 code for a protein of 190 amino acids. The transcript has 2 exons. The record is from RefSeq and is a predicted model, not a curated record.